CACACUGAUGUAUGAACCUCUGAGAUUCAAGACAACUUCCUCAAAAUGUUGUCUCUCUCAUGUGGUGUUACUGUGUUACUGCAUUUUGUGUUUGCGUCUCUAUGGUGAUGUUUCUCUGAACAACACAGGAAGUGUUCAAACAUUUACUGUCAGGAGAGGAGAGGUAUGUCAUUAUGCCCAAUUUCAAAUAUAUUUACGUAAAGACUUCAAGGUGAGUCUACCGUACAUUCUCUACAGCUGUCGGUGUGCUGAAUUAAACAGAAGAAGGAAAAUCUUCAGGUUAAGAAUGACUUGUGAGCCUCCUGAGCUGGAUUAAGCUCUGGCUGCUCUAGUGCUGCCAGUGAAUUAUAGAGAGAAUAUGUUCGCGCUUUGAAUAUGUAUUGCAUGGUGAUUGUUUUUGUAAAUGUAAAUGCUGUUUUGCUUCUUCUGUUUGAGCAGGAUGCUGUUAAGACAUUACAGCCUGAUCAUCAUUUCUUCUGAACAAAUGAAGGUUAAGUGAAGUGAUGAAGAAAGAAAACAGCCUUAACUGCACAGCUGCUUGUGUGAUUACUAAUACAACCUUGGAUCCUCAUUUAUUAAGAUCUUUGAAUGCUAAAUCAGGGCAUGUGCAGUGGACAAAGUGAGGCUAAAUGCCAUGUAUAAAUAUGUAAACACAUACUUGUGAAGAACAGGAGCAACAGAGGACUUCUCUAGCAGCAAAUCCAACUAUGGAGACAUACUGUACCAAAAACGUUAUGUCUGAACUCCUGGAGGACGCUGGAAAUAGUAGACGGCGCAUCAGCCUUCUUCCUCUCAGUGAAUCUCUCUUCAGUGAGCAGCAGAAGCUGAGGCAUGUGUUGGACUGGGCUGACAGUUUCAUCAGCAGUGGGUCAGAGAUUCACCAGGAAAUAUGCAGAGCUGACCAUCUGAUAUUGGCUGUAGCAAAACAGGGGGAAAUAAAAAGAUCAGCUGAAAACAAUCAUCCAAUCUCCUGCACCGCAGGUCGUAAUGAAGAAUUUCAAGGAAGAGGAAGUAUUGAGAAGGUUUGGCCUGAGAACAGAGAAACUGGACGUAUGAAAAGUAUGGACGGACUGCAUAUCACCAAUAAUCAAACUCCCAGCCAAGACAGAAGAAGCAGACUUUACACAUCUAAUCAAAGACAUCACACAAACAUUUCUGACAGCACAGUGUCUGGUGCUGGGAACAGUGAUUCCACAGAUAUGAUUUAUGAAACAGCUGAAGCUCUGUCACAUGGAGAAAAUCAGAUAGUAAUGAGGAAGGAUGUUGAGAAGAAGAAAACAGAUGAUGGCAGGAUGGUGGAAAAGGAUGGAAUAAUGCAUAAAGAGCAAGAAUCCAGCUCUGCUUCUGUGAUAUAUACAGACGAUAAUAUGACCCACAAUGAACGAAAGGCAGUAGCCAAACACAUGGCAAAGACUGCAAAUACUGCUUUCAGCUAUAAUUUGAAACUAUCAUCGAAUUUGUCAAUAUAUGAGCAGUAUCAAUUUUGUGUGGAUCAACUGCAUCACCUCAGAAUGAGACAAAGCCAACAUACUGAAUCAGGAUGCUCCACAGAGUCACCUGAGAAUCAGAGAAAGACGCCUGAAGAAAGUACAGCAGCAGCUCUACCCAUGUCUAGCUUAGAAUUUAACUCUUCCACUACAAAUCCUGAGAUUAAAAAACAUCUCAAUAAAGUGCAAUGCAAGAGGGUUACAGCUGCAGAAAUAACAAAGGAGGGGAGUUCAGACAUCAUUAAUAAAAACCAGGACAGAACCACAUACUGUAGAAAUAGAACAACACUUACUGAACAUGGAGAGACCAAGGAAACAUCUGCAGAGCCCAGUCCUGAAAGCAGACUGUUGCGUCAGAAGAAUACCAGCACUGCACAUUUGGACCUCAAUGGCAACAAUCGUGAUUAUCUCAUAAAGGAAACUCCAGAGACCAGAACCUCAACUGAUGAGGUUAUUAACACACCUAUGGAGCGCCUGAGGGCUGCAUCUGAUGAUGUGAAGGAGAGCGCUGCACUUCUUGCUAACCCAGUUUCGCUGUCAAAACAGACUGAGCAUUAUGAAGCCAUUAAAGGUCAUCGGGGGGAUGUCAAAGGUCAAAAGAAGAGAAGUGAACAUUGGGGUCCCUGGAAGCCACAGCAGCAGAUAAAUCUCCAGUCAGCAGGAGCAGCAACACACACAACCAAACUAAAUCCACAAACACACUCAAAAAGACACACACCAGAGGACAGAAUGAAACACACAUCACUUUCCAGGGAUAAACACAGAUGCCUGGAACCUGCAGAGACACACACACUUCCUCAUGAUGACCUCAGACCAACAUCACCAUCUUUGGGUAAAACAGAUCAUGGCGAUACGAACAACACCGACUAUAAACACAGACCAGCAGGUGUCCCUGUAUGUGACCGCUGGCUGCGUCUGCCUGAUGAGGUGUGGUUGUGCAUCCUGUCUCUUCUGCCUCAUCGUGAUUUGUGCAGAGUGCUGCAGGUGUGCAGCCGCCUGCACACCCUGGCUAUGGAUCACACACUGUGGAAAAGUCUGAGGAUUGAAGACUCCACCCUGACAGAGAGGUGGCUGCUGUUUGUGGGCAACUGUCGUCCCCGCAGUCUGUGCCUGUACAGCUGCAGUAGCCUUUCUGUCACCUCAUGUGGCCUCAACACAUUUUUCACCUUGUGCAGAAAUUCUCUAGAGGAAAUUAAGGUCACAAGUUGCACUGGUCCAGAUCUCCAUGGUGAUCAGAUAUUGCUUCUGAUUGGUCAGCUGUGUGAACGUGUGAUCAGUGUGGAUGUAAGCUGGAGUGGAGCUACAGACACAGGAGUGAAAGCUCUGAGUGACAGCUGCACAAGGUUGAAACUAAGAUCAGUUGUCCUAAAUGGCUGUCAUGUCUCUGAUGACCCACUGAAGAAACUCAUCAUAAGGCACAAAGAGAGUCUGUGCAGGUUGGAGGUGUUUGGGUGUCAGUUCCUCACUCCAUCCUGUCUCCAAAGUGUAUAUGAGAUGUGUCCUGGCCUCCAGCAUCUUAACAUUGGACAGGUGCCAAAAGUCAACACACGCUGUCUCACAGUGAUGACCUCACAGCUCAAAUGUCUAAUUUCCCUCAAUGUAACUGGUCUACAGGCAGUUACUGACGCCACACUGGACACUUUGCUUCAGAACUGUGUCAAACUUCAGAGUCUGACACUCAGUUUCUGUCGUGGAGUCACUGACCUAACACUGCACAACAUCAGCAAAUACACACCUUGUAUUAGAUCCCUGGACGUAAGUGGCUGUAAGGCAGUAACAGACAUAGGAGUACAGUCUAUAGCUCUGGGGUGUGGGAGACUACAGCAGCUGGAUCUCAGUUCCACCAGCACAGGAAACAGAGGGGUUACUCUGCUGGCAAAUUACUGUAAUGGACACCUCCAUACUGUCAAACUCAGUUUCUGCCAGAUCACCUUAGAGAAUAUACUGAAGCUCUGCAGACGCUGCAAAAGGCUGAAUGUGCUCCAUCUCUACGGCUGUGCUCAUCUCCCCACUGCAAGAGAAAUCAGAGAAAUUAACGCUACUGUUAAAGUUUACCCUGUGCUCUGACUUACACACAACUGGACUGAUGCAUUCACCAUAUCAAAGCGCAAAAUGAAAGAAAUAAUGAAGCUAGAUGUUUUUACAUUUAUUGCAUUUAUUCCUGUGAUACUGUAACUGGUUAAAUGAGGUCUGGUGGAGUUUGACUGAUGAAUAAAAUCAAUUUCAAUUUAUCUGUAUUUGACUGUGUGUGUUUGGAGAUUUCAGACAUACUAUGCCCUCCUAUCCUGAGGGGCAUUGAGUGUUUUAUUGAAAGGGACCCACAAUUCAUUCUUGCCCCAGAGUUUUCUGUUGGUUUAAUCUGAUCCUGCCUUCUUAAUUUUUACUCUUACUUUGUAAUGCAAAUAACAGCUAUAUGGUGCAAACACCUGCUGAAAAGUGAUUCCUUACAGUAAAAGGACUUGAUCUUCUAGAAGCCAUUCAAAUUAUAGGAAAAGGCUCACUGCCGAAUUUUAAACAGGAUUCCGAGUUUAAGAUUGAAACACAUGGAGUGCCUAGUAGUGUGUGUAAAGUAUCUCCUGUGUAUCACAGUACAUACAGGUUGAUGAUCUCUGGUUCUCUAAUUUAUAAAGUCUAUGCAGUCCAAUACAGGCUAUUAUCCUUUCCCCACAAUGAAAGCACUUUCAUUUGGCC
Molecule: messenger RNA, 4178 nt
Organism: Monopterus albus (swamp eel)
Lineage: Eukaryota; Metazoa; Chordata; Actinopteri; Synbranchiformes; Synbranchidae
Exons: 14
Coding region: 708-3554 (948 amino acids)
Biological process (GO): SCF-dependent proteasomal ubiquitin-dependent protein catabolic process
Cellular component (GO): SCF ubiquitin ligase complex; cytoplasm
Molecular function (GO): protein binding
Source: RefSeq, a predicted model, not a curated record